Messenger RNA from Salvia hispanica, 1371 nucleotides. RefSeq lists its product as uncharacterized. Lineage: Eukaryota; Viridiplantae; Streptophyta; Magnoliopsida; Lamiales; Lamiaceae. The record is from RefSeq and is a predicted model, not a curated record.
AAAGCAACCUCUCAUUUCCUCAAUUACUCCUCAAUCUUCAUCAAUCUCACAAAAUUUUCGGCGUUUUCCUCCCUUCAUCAGUUUCAGUCAGAAGAAAUGUCUGCUGCUAUGGAGGAUUCUGCUGCGAAAGACCAAGCAGGAAGAUCGGCCUCGAGGCUUCUCCGGUAUCCGCUCCGAUCUGCUACGAGAAUUAAGGAGGUGAAACCGCCGCUCGCUGACUCCACGAACUCCCACUCUGCCACUAAAAGUGGAAGGCUUGCCUCAAGUGUGACUAAGAGUGUGAGUGUUCUCAAUCUCUCCGGCAAGGAGAAGUCUGCCAGGCCUCCUAGACGCCUCUCCGUUCCUUCCAAGUCCAAUGCCAGCUCUGCUUCCAAGUCUUUCGGCAACAUCACGCCCAUUUCUGAGGCUAGAUCAAAGAGGACUGGGGCCAACCAAGAACCGAGCGACACACCUCUAUCCGAUGUAUCAAAAUCAUCCAAUCGGAAGAAAUUCAACGUGCUAGCGUCAGCAUCUUACUGGCUGACUCAAAUUAAGCACUCUGAAUCUGCUGGAAAGCACUCCAUCUCUCUUGGCUUCUUCAAGCUUGCUCUGGAGGCUGGAUGUGAGCCUAUGCAGAAGAUGAGUGAUGAGCUGAAGGCAUAUGUGCGCAAUCACGAACUCUCUGGACUGGGAGAAUCUGUCAAAGAACUAUUUGAGGGCUACAAGAUUUCAGAAAACUAUGAGCCCUCGGAUGCAUCUCUAACCACCUCUCAAGUAGCUGCAGAACCUAAUCAGUCGUGUGAAGAUGAUGCUCGUAGUUCCUCAUCUUCUAUUACGGAUGCUGAGAAGGUGAAGCCAAAGUCACUGGACAUAGCUUCUGAAGAGAGUGAGCAAGCGAAGCAAACCAACAAUGAAGUUACUCAGAAGGAUGAGUCUGUGAAGAAGACCAGAAGAUCAGUGGCGAAGAUUCCUGCAAGCUCGAAGUCUGUUUCUGAAGCCAGGAGACGUAGCAUUCAAAGGAAACCUUCUAAACCAGUGAAGCAAGAACCUGCCAAAGUUGAUGACAAGGUGAAGAAGCAGGGCAAGAAGCCUGCACAAGUUGUGGAGCCAGUAGACUCUCAGCCAGAGGCUCUUCAAGAAGACAAAGAAAACAUGGCUGAAUCACAGACAGAGGAGGUGGCUUCAGCAGUUUAGAGAAUAUACUAUUUCUCAGCAAUGGCUGAGUGUGGUUUGGAUUUUGAAAUUUAGAAGUUUAUAUUCCUAAUGUAUAUUGCUACAGAAUUGGUAUGGUGGGCAUUGAUGAAAAUCUGGUGUGGUGUGUGAAAUUUGUAAUUUUUGUACCCUUGCUGCUCUGGAUUGCCUGUCUUUCUAUAACAUAAAUUUUUUUCUACA